AUGAUAUUGGCUCUGACGUCUAAGGGCACAGCAGGAGUGGAAAUGAUCCUCAUAGAAGACUCGGUCAGAGAAACAGAUCCCUGGUCAGACUGGAGACCUGAGAGACUGAGGGAGACCACAACAGCAGACGAAGAGGAGGGUGAAGAACUCACUGCAACCCACCCUGAAGAGAAGAGGGAGGAAGAGGGGAGGAGCGAGGAAGGACUAACUCCAGAGACUGAAUCUGAGAAGUGGAGAAUAGAGGAGGAGAAGGGGGCAGCAGAGCAGGAGGGCCAUGAGGAAGAGCGAGGGAUGGAGGAAGAGGGGAGGAGCGAGGAAGGACUAACUCCAGAGACUGAAUCUGAGAAGUGGAGAAUAGAGGAGGAGAAGGGGGCAGCAGAGCAGGAGGGCCAUGAGGAAGAGCGAGGGAUGGAGGAAGAAAGAACGCUGGUUGGAGGGCUUGAUUACAGAGAGAAGAAGAGAUUUGAAAAUUGGGAGAUAGAAGCUGAUGAGGAACAUGAAGAGGAGGAGGAGAGAAGAGAUAAUGGAGAGGGGAGACAUGAAGAAGGGAUUAGAUCAGAUGAUGAGGAGAGAGGUGGUAAGGAACAGAGAGCAUAUGGAGGAGAGGAGAAACUAGAGGAAAACCUGAGAGUUGGGGAAGUUAAAGAACCCAGUGUAGAUCAAAGCGAGGGAAACUACUUAGUCGUUACACACAUAGACCUCCCCUCUCCAACCAGCACUUCCUCCUCUCCAGUAGAAAAAGUAAUGGACACUCAACCUGUCAAUCAAGCUAUCAACGAAUCCAUGUCCCCUCCCCCUGCAGCUAUGCCUGUUCCACUUUAUGAUGUCACUCCUCCACCUGCCACUCAACAUGGGCCUCCACCAGUUACGCCCUCUACCCCCUCUCAAGUUCCAGAGUCUGCCACUCAUGCUCUCACUCAACCUGCCAGUCAUUUCCAAGACCCGGCUCCAGAGGCAGAGGAGGCCAUCUCAUUGGUGGACAGUGAGCUCAUUAUGGUUCAGAGUGUGACUGACAGCUCCCAGACAAAUCUCAGGGAGGGGGAGAGUUUUGUUUCUCAGUCGAUGGAGGUCAAAGUUGGCCCAAUUAUCAAGGUUUCAAUCAACGACAAUCAGACUGAGAGGAACAGCAUUGUCUUUCUCAAAGAGACAGAAAAUACAGUCAAGCAGCUCAAGUCUACAGACAAACCAAAACAGGAAAAACUCACAGCCAAGGAACUGCAACCUACAGCCAAACCAAAAGAGAUGACAAAACCAACAGCCAAACCCAACGUGACGGUACAGACAAACUCCACACCCAAAACACUACAGACAAACCAUACACUCAAAACACUACAGACAAAACGUACACCCAAAACACAACAGACAAAAUCUACAGCCAAACCAGCAGUGCCAAAACACACAAUGAAGCUGACACAGACCACCAAGAGUAUCAAGACAAAGACAGGGAAACAUCAAAAGAAAGACAAAAUAAAUGAGAGGAAAGGUAAACCUCUGAAAAAGGACAACACAACCAAAGAGACAAAACAGGAGAAGGAGGGCACAAAUCCUGCAUACUUCCCCUACUUCAAAGACAACUACUGUCCCCUGGAAUGUGCCUGCUAUGGACGAGUGGUCCAGUGUUCCGACAAGGGGCUGGAGAAGGUUCCGUACGGCAUCCCUUAUAACUCCCGCUACGUCCUCCUGAUGAACAACCGCAUCAACAGCAUUCAGCUGGACCUGCUCAAUGAGUACCUGUCCAUGGAGUUCCUGGUGCUCAGCAACAACCGGCUGACAGACGGCUCCAUCGAAGGGGCCUUCGAGGGCAUCCCGGCCCUGAGACGGCUCUACCUGGACCGGAACCUACUGGAGAGCGUGCCCACAGACCUGCCCGCCUCCCUGGAAGAGCUGCGUCUGGAUAACAACCGGCUUAAUGUGAUGUCAGAGGGAGCCUGGGCCAACUGCCCCGGCCUGCUGGUCCUCAGCCUGAGCAACAACAGCCUGGGGAAUGGGAACGAUACUCUCCCCGCCAGUGUGCUCUCACCUCUGGGCAGCCUGCGCACCCUCAGCCUGGACUGCAACCGGCUGGCCUCGGUGCCUCUUGGCUUACCUCUAUCUAUCAGGGAGUUGUACCUCCGUGGCAACCUUAUCCAGCAGUUUCCAGGGGAGGCCUUCGUGGGUACCUCGGAGCUGGUGAUUCUGGAUCUGAGUGCUAACUGGCUAACCAACCAUGGCCUUCUCAGGGAGUCCCUCAUCAACGCCACCCACCUGGAGAGCCUCAACUUAGAGGGCAACCAGCUCAAGAAGGUACCCCGCCACCUCCCCUCUUCCCUCAAAACCCUGAACCUGGAGGGCAACCUCAUCUCCUCUGUGGGCAAAGCCUCCUUCCUCCACCUCCCCCACCUGGAGCACCUGGGCCUGGCCAGGAACAAGAUAGCCAGGGUGGCCUCGGGGGCCUUCAGGGCGCUGCCCGUCCUGCACCAGCUGGACCUGUGUCACAAUGCCCUGAGCCAGGUGCCCAGGCAGCUGCCCCGGGGGCUACACUCAGUGGCACUCACACACAACAAGAUCCACUCAGUGCCCCGCGACGCCUUCUGCUGGGGGGGUUCAGACCCCAGCCUCAGCAGCCUGGUGCUGGUGCAGCUGGAGCACAACCUCAUAGACCUGGGCCACCUGGACGCAAAAGCCUUCCACUGCCUCAGAGGCUUCCAGAUGGUACACUUCUACUGAGCUGCAGUCUAUAGAAUCCUGCAGGACAGUCAUACUGCAAGUAUAGAUUAUAGACAAUCCCACAACUGAAACCAAUUGCAGGGUUUUUUCUGCUCAACCUGAAAGUCCGUUGGGCUCUAGAAUGGCGGUAAAAUGUUCUGCAAUACACAGAGAAACAAACAUCAUGUCGGGAGCUGAUUUUGAUUCAACAUUACUAGGUAACAAUGCAAGAUGGUCAGUUGAGUGAACUUGGAUCUCAAUGUGUAUAACUAUACUGUACUGUAUGUCGUCGCUUGGGUAAAGCUGUGAUUGAUGGAAGCCGUAGUGUUCAGAGAAAAUACUUACUGGAACCGCUCCCAUGAAGUCUGUGUUGAAAGACUAUGGCCUACUUAAAGGUCAAUGAUGCCACAUACAGUUGAAGUCGGAAGUUUACAUACACCUUAGACAAAUUCAUUUAAACUCAGUUUUUCACAAUUCAUGACAUUUAAUCCUAGUAGAAAUUCCCUGUCGUUGGUCAGUUAGGAUCACCACUGUUUUAAGAAUGUGAAAUGUCAGAAUAAUAAUAGAGGGAAUUAUUUCUUUCAGCUUUUAUUUCUUUCAUCACAUUCCCAGUGGGUCAGAAGUUUACAUUCACUCAAUUGGUAUUUUGUAGCAUUGCCUUUAAAUUGUUUAACUUGGGUUAAACGUUUCGGGUGGCCUUCCACAAGCCUCCCACAAUAAGUUGGGUGAAUUUUGGGCCAUUCCUCCUGACAGAGCUGGUGUAACUGAGUCAGGUUUGUAGGCCUCCUUGCUUCCACAUGCCUUUUCAGUUCUGCCCACACAUUUUCUAUGGGAUUGAGGUCAGGGGUUUGUGGCCACUCCAAUACCUUGACUUUGUUGUCCUUAAGCCAUUUUGCCACAACUUUGGAAGUAUGCUUGGUGUCAUUGUCAAUUUGGAAGACCCAUUUGCGACCAAGCUUUAACUUCCUGACCGAUGUCUUAAAAUGUUGCUUCAAUAUAUCCACAUAAUUUUCUAUCCUCAUGAUGCCAUCUAUUUUGUGAAGUGCACCAGUCCCUCCUGCAGCAAAGCACCCCCACAACAUGAUGCUGCCACCCCCGUGAUUCACAGUUGCGAUGGUGUUCUUCGGCUUGUAAGCCUCCCCCUUUUUCCUCUAAACAUAAUGAUGGUCAUUGCGGCCAAACAGGUCUAUUUUUGUUUCAUCAGACCAAAGGACAUUUCUCCAAAAAGUACGACCUGUGUCCCCAUGUGCAGUUGCAAACCGUAGUCUGGCUUUUUAUGGCAGUUUUGGAGCAGUGGCUUCUUCCUUGCUGAGCGACCUUUCAGGUUAUGUUGAUAUAGGACUCGUUUUACUGUGGAUAUAGAUACUUUUAUACCUGUUUCCUCAAGCAUCUUCACAAGGUCCCUUGCUGUUGUUCUGGGAUUGAUUUGCACUUUUCGCACCAAAGUACGUUCAUCUCUAGGAGACAGAACGCGUCUCCUUCCUGAGCAGUAUGAUGGCUGCGUGGUCCCAUGGUGUUUAUACUUGCGUUCUAUUGUUUGUACAGAUGAAUAUGGUACCUUCAGGCGUUUGGAAAUUGCUCCCAAGGAUGAACCAGACUUGUGGAGGUCUACAAUUUAUUUUCUGAGGUCUUGGCUGAUUUAUUUGGAUUUUCCCAUGAUGUCAAGUAAAGAGGCACUGAUUUUGAAGGUAGGCCUUGAAAUACAUCCCUAGGUACACCUCCAGUUGACUCAAAUGAUGUCAACUAGCCUAUCAGAAGCUUCUAAAACCAUGACAUACAUUUCUGGAAUUUUCCAAGCUGUUUUAAAGGCACAGUCAACUUAGUGUAUGUAAACUUCUGACCCACUGGAAUUGUGAUACAGUGAAAUAAUCUGUCUGUAAACAAUUGUUGUAAAAAUGACUUGUGUCAUGCACAAAGUAGAUGUCCUAACCAACUUUCCAAAACUAUAGUUUGUUAAUUAACAAGAAAUUUGUGGAGUGGUUGAAAAUGAGUUUUAAUGACUCCAACCUAAGUGUAUGUAAACUUCCAUCUCCAACUGUAUGUGACUGUCAGCUGUAUCUUAGCAAUCUUAUCAUUGGAAUACUUGUUAGCUAAAUGUGUUUCUAUUCAAUGUUGUCAUGUGAUUUAAAUUAAAGUGCCAUUAGUGGUCUGGAAGAGUCUCUCUUCUGGAAGAGUGUGAAUUGGUGAGUAAAUGGCAAAGCCUUAUUAACAAAAGCAACUCCAUUUCAACUCACGUUGGCCUAAUAUGGGCAAGAAACAAGUCUAUGAAAAAUGUCUGCCUGCUGCAAAAUGAUUCUCCAAUAGCCCUUUAUUCAUUUCCAGAACCACCUCCAGAUACUUUUCAUAAGAGGGCUGGGGUAAUAUUUGAUUGCCUAUCGUUAUUUAAGCUGAAAUGUGUUUAUCUGAACGCAAAUUUAUUUUAUGGGUAAGAGCUUGGCCGUGCUGUACACCAAAUCCUUGGCUUGGCUGCUGGUUAUUAUUGGAUAGAAACAUGAUUUUAAACUUUUACAUUUUUUAAGGGCACCACUUGUUUUUUUCAUGCCUCAUAAUGGCCUCUGCAGUCCAAAUGUUUCCAUUCUAAAGCGUUCUCUCUGCUUCCUGUAAACAAGUUAAUAAGAGAUGUGUUUAUAUAAAAUAUGUAUACAGCCAUGUCUGGUGAUUAACUGCACCAAAAAUAUCAAACUUCCUGGAUGAAUAACAUUCCAAUGAGAGUUUCUUGAUUAGAUCAUGUUUUACCCUGCAGCAAUGAUGGAUAACUGCUGUACAUUGCAAAUGUAUCCAUGAUUGGAUGUUGAUACAGUGCAUUCGGGAAAGUAUUCAGACCCCUUGACUUUUUCCACAUUUUCUUACAUUAAAGCCUUA
Oncorhynchus nerka (sockeye salmon) is the source of this 5547-nucleotide messenger RNA. Its product is annotated as wu:fc23c09. The transcript has 3 exons. The record is from RefSeq and is a predicted model, not a curated record. Bases 1 to 2706 code for a protein of 901 amino acids. NCBI's taxonomy places the organism in Eukaryota, Metazoa, Chordata, Actinopteri, Salmoniformes, Salmonidae. Gene Ontology annotation, molecular function: protein binding.